AUGUUAACUAUUAUUGACAAUAAGAAUUAAAGUAAUAGGAAAAUGAGUGCUCAAUUAAUAAUUGAAGAAUUUGUUAAAUCAAAAGAAAAUCAUUAAAAAUAAAAAUCAUAAGAAUAGAUAUUAUUAAAUCUUCCAAAAAAGUUGUUUAUACAUAAAUAGCAAUUUAAUGACAUAUAAGAAAAUUUAAAAAAUAGAAAAUCUAAAUAAACUUAAGAAGUUCGAAAUCGGUUAUUUUCUCCAAUAAAUUCAAAAAUUCUUAAUCCUCCAAAAUCUAAAUCUAUAUAAGAAAAGAAAUAGGAAACAUAAAUUUAGAUUGAUCUAAAGAGUGUAAUUCCUUAAUCAUCAAAAACUUUGAUUGAUUGGAUGUAAGUAAUAAAAAAUAUAAAUUGUCCAAAAGAUCCUUUAAAAAAAUGGAUAAGAGAUAUUAUAAUAAAAAAUAAAAUAAUUCAAGAUUAUGAUUUUGCUAUUUUAAUAAGAAUUUUGAUGCAAUUAUAUAAACUAAAAUAAGCAACUUUAGUUAAUUUAUUUUCUGAGAUUAUAGAGGAAUUAGAAAUAUGA
Paramecium sonneborni is the source of this 558-nucleotide messenger RNA. Lineage: Eukaryota; Ciliophora; Oligohymenophorea; Peniculida; Parameciidae. The record is from the annotation of a GenBank genome assembly.